Galleria mellonella (greater wax moth) is the source of this 854-nucleotide messenger RNA. Its product is annotated as cytidine deaminase-like. Gene Ontology annotation, molecular function: cytidine deaminase activity; zinc ion binding. The coding region runs from base 110 to 568 and encodes 152 amino acids. Gene Ontology annotation, cellular component: cytosol. Lineage: Eukaryota; Metazoa; Arthropoda; Insecta; Lepidoptera; Pyralidae. The transcript has 2 exons. The record is from RefSeq and is a predicted model, not a curated record.
AAUAAUAGUCGUAAUCAACGAUCGUUUGGCUUAAUCAGUUGGUCGGUGACCGCUACAAGUAUAGGACGUUACACACAAUCUUUAUUCAAUUUACUGCAACGUGCACGCGAUGGACAACUAUCAAAUAGUAGAUUUUAACUCGUUAAACGAAACCAUACAAAAUUUAAUUAAAGAAGCAGUCGCAGCAAGGAAAUUAGCGUACUGUCCAUACUCGAACUUCGCAGUCGGGGCAGCCCUACUCACAGAAGAGGACAACAAGUUAUAUACGGGGUGCAACAUUGAAAACGCAGCACUCGGACCUUCGAUAUGUGCAGAGCGCGCUGCCGUGCCCAAAGCUGUUUCCGAGGGAUACACUAAGUUUAAAUGCAUAGCGGUGGUUGCACAUCAAAACAAUUUCACUGCACCGUGCGGAGUCUGCCGACAAACACUAAGUGAAUUUCGUGGGUCAAACGGCGAUAUAGAUGUAUACCUGAGCAAGCCACAGAUGGAUAAAGUAUUAUGUACGAAACUAUCUGACCUCUUGCCGCUUUCCUUUAUUAGUUACACAAAGGACAGUAUUAUAACAUAGUUUUUUAAGUCUCAUAACUUUAUGAAGAUAUCAAAUUUUAAGUGCAACUCAGUAAGCGUAAAGAAUAAAUUUUAUUAAGUAUAAAAAUUUAUAUUUAUUUCUAUGUUCUGUAUUGUAUAAAUGUAACAAUACAAACCAAAGCUACAAUGGGUAUGGCGAGAGUCGCUUAUGAAUUUCUCAAUUAAAUUUUUCUCAAGUAAAUUUAUACAAUACCAAAAAGACAAAAAUAUACAUUAUACUUACAUUAACAUUUAUUCGGUUUGUGAGGGAUAUGGAAUUUGCCAUU